Adineta ricciae is the source of this 879-nucleotide messenger RNA. The record is from the annotation of a GenBank genome assembly. NCBI's taxonomy places the organism in Eukaryota, Metazoa, Rotifera, Eurotatoria, Adinetida, Adinetidae.
AUGCCACAUCCGAUGAAAUUAAUUGCACAAUUGCAGUUGAUUUAUACAAAUGAAAGCAACCAAACGAUUGUAUCAGACUCGAAUUGGUUAACUACUGUUACGGGUUCAUUACUCGAAUCUGGUUGGUAUGAUGGUGAAGAGUACGAUGCCCGGAAGGAAUUGCCCGGUUGGGAUACACCAAGCUAUCAUCAUUCAACAUGGAAAAUGGCAGACGUUUCGAGUAUACCAAAUCCUAAUGCAAAAUGUCGUGCUCAAGAGUUUUCUGCGAUUGAAUCAGUGGAAGAUAUAAACGCGAUUGCUGUUCGUGAUCAAGAAUUCACUAUGAAAGAUGCUCGUAGCACAACAGCAACGGUGCGACCAGCUGAAAUACUGCAACAGGAUGGAACAAUCAAUCAAAUUACUGAGGGAACACCAAUUUAUGACCGUCAUACUUUUUCAGGAAAUGGUACUGAAAAAUAUAUUCCAACUUUUCGAUACCAUGGCUUUCGAUAUGUACAAGUGGAAAACUUGACAUACGCACCGCAGAUGACCGACAUGAAAAGUUAUACAUUGCGUGUCAAUAACGACGUAUCUGGUACAUUCAAUAGUUCUAUCGAACUUCUAAAUCGUAUUCAUGCCAUAGUCAAUCGUGCUGUCCAAAUUAAUAUGCAAUCUGUAUUUACCGACUGUCCACAUCGAGAGAAAGAUGAGCCAAAUUGGGGAAAUAGCGUCAUUCUAUCACCCUUAUACUUAUAUCAAUCUUAUGGUGAACGAGCAUUAUUGGAAGAAUUCUAUCCAAACGUGGCUGUAUUCUUAAAUUAUCUAACUACACGCACAAAAAUAAUAUUGUUUCAUAUCAAAGUCGUUCGAAAUAAACCCCAUUCAACCAUCGUCGUAUGA